UGUGUAGUAUACUAUGAAGAACCUUGCCAAGUAAAUUUAAUAAGAUUUGUUUUGUACAUGCCCUCAACUACCUCAAGUAACUAUAAAGUUAUGUUGAAUCCGUUCGAGCCGUUAUUACCGGAUGGAUUUAAUUUUUCUGCUCCUAUUAAAAUAAUAAUUCAUGGAUAUGCCGGAAACGAAAAUAACCCAGCAGUUAGUUCGAUACCGAAAACUUAUACGAGUGCGGGAUAUCAAGCUAUUAUGGUUGAUUGGAGUUCUUUGGCAAAAGCUCCUUGUUAUCCCGCAGCUUUUUUGAAUACUUGGCACGUGGGACAAUGUGUAGCAAUUUUAGCGGCUAGUUUAUCAAGUUAUGGAAUUAUGCCAAAUCAAUUCCACGCUUUAGGGUUUAGUUUAGGAGCUCACAUCGCUAGUUUUGCAAGUAAUCAUUUAAAAAAAGUAAUUGGGUUUAGUUUGGGAAGGAUAACAGGAUUAGAUCCAGCAUUGCCAUUUUUUGCAUCUCACAUAAAUGACUGGAAAUUAGAUCCUUCUGAUGCCGAUUUUGUUGAUGUAAUUCAUACAAAUGCUGGAUCCUUUGGUAAAAUAGAACCGAUUGGACAUGCUGAUUUUUAUGUGAAUGGUGGUUCUACUCAACCGGCUUGUGAAAAUAAUAUAUACACACCAUAUUGUAGUCAUAUGAUGGUGAAUUUAUACUAUUCGGAAUCAAUAGUUUCAAAAAAAUUCGUCGCAACUGAAUGUCCUAGUGUGUUUGAUUAUCUUUUAGGUAGUUGUAGUGGAGCUAGGAAAAGAUUGGCAAUUAUGGGUGAACACUGUGAUUCGAAGUAA
Molecule: messenger RNA, 822 nt
Organism: Onthophagus taurus
Lineage: Eukaryota; Metazoa; Arthropoda; Insecta; Coleoptera; Scarabaeidae
Product: pancreatic lipase-related protein 2-like
Biological process (GO): lipid catabolic process
Molecular function (GO): lipase activity
Source: RefSeq, a predicted model, not a curated record